This is a messenger RNA of Sinocyclocheilus rhinocerous, 2405 nucleotides long. RefSeq names its product acyl-CoA thioesterase 12 (gene acot12). Gene Ontology annotation, cellular component: cytoplasm; cytosol. Gene Ontology annotation, molecular function: acetyl-CoA hydrolase activity; lipid binding. The transcript is spliced from 15 exons. The coding region runs from base 4 to 1734 and encodes 576 amino acids. Gene Ontology annotation, biological process: acetyl-CoA metabolic process. The record is from RefSeq and is a predicted model, not a curated record. NCBI's taxonomy places the organism in Eukaryota, Metazoa, Chordata, Actinopteri, Cypriniformes, Cyprinidae.
CCCAUGGAUCAGAACUGUUCAAGAGGAAUGUCAGACACGGACGGAUCCUGCGACAAGGCACGGAAGAAAGAGUCCGGCCCGGUAGAGGUGCAGAUGUGCCAGUCCGUCCUGCCCUGCCAUGCAAACCACCUGGAAGAACUGGGUGCGGGACAGCUGCUGAAGUGGAUGGACACUACCGCCUGUCUGGCAGCUGAAAGACAUGCAGGAAUGGCGUGUGUAACGGCUUCCAUGGAUGAUAUCCAGUUUGAAGAGACUGUAAGGGUUGGGCAGGUUAUCAAUAUCAAAGCCAGAGUGAACAGGGCUUUCAACACCAGUAUGGAGGUAGGCAUCUAUGUAACAGUACAGGAGGUGCUCAGUGGAGUGACGAAGAAGGUUUGCGUGGCCUUCUCCACGUUUGUCGCCAAACCAACAGGAACACACAAGGUGUCUCUGAAACCCUUGGACGUUCAGGGCUCGGUAGAGGAAAUGCUGGAAUAUUCACUAGCUUCAGAGAGACGACGACUCCGUCUCUACAACGAAGAGGCCUUCAAGAACCUCAUGAAGGACUAUUACAACCUUCAAGACAAGGGACUGUGUAGCAGGAAGCCCGUCGCGCCCGUGGUGUCGACUGAGCUCACGCGGGUCGAGAGCAUUGAGCUGGUGCUGCCGCCACACGCCAAUCACCAUGGAAACACAUUUGGAGGACAGAUCAUGGCCUGGAUGGAGAACGUGGCUACAGUAGCAGCCAGUCGUUUGUGUGGCUACUAUCCUUCUCUCGGAGCUGUGGACAUGUUUCGAUUCCGUGGUCCGUCCAGUGUCGGUGACAGACUGGUGUUCAAAGCGAUGGUCAAUAAUGCCUUUCAGACCAGUGUGGAGGUGGGUGUUCGGGUGGAGGCGUAUAACUGUGAGGAGUGGAAUGAGGGAACACCAAGACACAUCAACAGCGCCUCCAUGAUUUAUUACAUCCCAGGAUGUGGCGGUGAGAAAAAGACGUUUCCUGAUGUCACCUACACAACUCUUGAUGGAGAAAGACGAUUUAUUGGUGCUGUUGUCAGGAAGAGAAUUCGCAUGGCCAGAAAACACAUUCUGUACUCAGGAAAUGAGGGACCAAUUUCUGUGCCUUGGGACAGAACUAAUCAGGUGUAUUUGGGCUAUAACAACGUGGCAGCUCUCACAGUCUUAGCUGGAAAGCGAGGCUGGGAGGCCAGUAACAUCAAUGAUAAGGUAGGAGUCUACGUGCAUGAGGAGGCAGAUAAGCUGAGUUUAAAAGUUGAGAUGAAGGUCAAAACUACGGCUUUUUAUGCUUUCUCGCUGCUCGCUGACCUGCCAUUACGGCCACAGUGGGACAAAAACUAUUUGAGCUGUGAAGAGGUCGAGAAAGCAGAUGAGGAGGAAACCAUUUAUCACAUUAAAUGCACCACUGUCAAUGGAAGCAAAAGUCGGGACUUCGUGGUUCUGUUGUCUAAAAGGCAACCCUGCAAAGAUGGAGACCCGUAUGUCAUAGCACUCCGGUCCGUCACCGUGGCAACAGUUCCACCGGAGGAGAACUCUAUUCGGAGCGAAGUUAAAUGUGCAGGAUUCCUCGUUCACGAAAUAGGCUAUUCAACCUGCAAGGUGUCGUACUACAACCAGGUGACCUCUGGAGUGCUGCCCUAUGUGGAGGGAAACAUAGCCGGCUGGUCCAAAUCUAUGGAAGAGACGGCAAUGUCCUGCAUUUCAUUUCUGGAGCAAGAUUUGCUGACCACACAGUUCUGAUGUGCAACAUUAGGACAAUUCUAGUACAGUUGUUUAAAAAUAAGGUUAUGAUAACAACUGCCAUGAUUGUGAUCAUAAAAAUUGUCAGUUAUAGCAUUGCAUGUAUUUCUGAAGGCCCAUUUACACCAAGAACGAUAACUGUAAAGCCAACUAUAAUGGUAUCUGUAUUAGAUAUUAAGAAUUAUAGUUGUAGUGUGGACUUCGCUAUUCUCAUAGUAUUAUUAGAACAAUUAUUUAAAUUUGACAGUUUAUCAUUUUUGUCUUUGGUGUCAACAGGUCUGAAGGCUACCGAUAAAACCAUAAAUAUCUAUGGUACAAUAUGCAUCAUAUGACUAAACAUGCAUUAUCCUUUUCACAGUCCACACUCUUCAAAGUGUCCGAGGCCAUGAUAAAAUCUGUGAUGAUUAAAUAAUUGUGAAAGUUGUCAAUUACAGCAUUGUAUUUAGGGCUUAUAAACAACGCAGUAACAGCCUCAACGACACAACGUAGAACCAACAACCUUUUAGCCAUGUUGUUACAACGUUGCUAAAAGGUUGGCUACGUUGAGGCAACGUUCUGUGUUUGUUGGGUAACCGGCUCCAGCCAAGUUUUGCAUUUACAGUGAGUUCAGACCUUAAGUGAGAAGUCAAUAAAAAAAAAGAUUUAUGUAUAAACAAUCAAAUAAUUCAAGA